Penicillium macrosclerotiorum is the source of this 753-nucleotide messenger RNA. RefSeq names its product alpha/beta hydrolase. The record is from RefSeq and is a predicted model, not a curated record. The transcript is spliced from 2 exons. Bases 1 to 753 code for a protein of 250 amino acids. NCBI's taxonomy places the organism in Eukaryota, Fungi, Ascomycota, Eurotiomycetes, Eurotiales, Aspergillaceae.
AUGUCAGCUGAGAAACCUACUGUUCUCCUUAUCCCCGGAGCCUGGAUACCAGGCAGCUCAUUUGAACCCGUAGCCGAUAUACUUCGAUUGCAUGGGUAUCCUGCUGAAACCAUGACUCUCCUAUCUGCAGGUGGACCAGUUUCCACUACGGUUGCAGAUGAUGCCGAAAAUAUUCGAGAGAAGCAUUUGAAGAAUUUGGUUGCACAGGGAAAAGAAGUUGUCGUGGUCAUGCACUCUUACAGCGGAAUCCCAGGAACCGAGAGCAUAAAAGGACUCGCACGCAAGGACCUUGCAGCACAAGGCAAAAAGGGCGGUGUCAUUGCACUCGUAUAUGCAACAGCCUUUUUGGUUGAAAAAGGAACUACCGUGCAGACAAUUAUUGGAGAUAAUAUGGAGCAUGCCAUGAUAGAAGAUGGUGAUGUCUUCCAUGCAAGAGAUCCCAGGGAAAAGUUCUUCAGCGAUCUCGAUGAUGAAACCGCGGCCAAGCAUGUCGCCACGCUGGUUCCUCAUGCAAAGCCGAGCUUUUUCACGCCCCUUACCUAUGAGGCCUGGCGGGAUGUGCCCACCGCAUUCCUUUUCUGCAAGCAAGAUGCGUCUAUACCAUUUGAAUACCAACAGAGUAUGGCUGCCAUGCCGGGAGAGGGGGUGGUUCGUACUUAUUCAUGUGAAGCAGGGCACGCGGUCAUGGUGAGUAUGCCAGAGGUUGUGGCCGAUGUGAUUCGCGAUGUUACAACGAAUGGGGCUCAAGUGUAA